CCAAACUUUGUCUUCUAGGGUUUUCAGAAUCUUCAGGAUCAAAAAGCUCGUUGUUUUCAAAGGGUUUCGUUGUAAUUUGGUUUCUCGGGAAUUUGUAUUCCUUUGGAUUUCGUUUUCAUUCGCUUGGGGAAAGUUGGAUGGUGCAGUUGAUGAGAUCCGCGAAUCUCAGGCUGGAGCCUGAAACGACGUCGUCGUCGUCGUCUUCGUCGUGCCGUGAGAAGCUUCCGGUGAAGUUGGAGAUCGAUGACUCGCUGGAGGAAGAGCACGGGCCGCUCAACAAGCGGUCGAAGCCUUCUCAGGCUUUUCAAGAGCAAUGGAGUUCCGGAGCUAACUCGUUCCCUAUACCUCCUUCGCAAUACAACCCGCUUGACGAGCCUAGCCCUUUGGGUUUACGGCUGAGGAAGAGCCCAUCGCUGUUAGAAUUAAUUCAAAUGAAGCUUUCUCAAGGGGGUGCUCCUAGUUCAGGAGCUGAGCAGAGUGAAGAUUUUAACUUAGUAGCUAAACAGGAAAUUAUGGGCACUGCUGUAUCAGGUCCUGCUGACAAGCUAAAGGCUUCAAAUUUUCCAGCUUCACUUCUGAGGAUUGGUAGUUGGGAGUAUAAAUCAAGAUACGAAGGUGAUUUAGUGGCAAAGUGUUACUUUGCCAAGCAUAAGCUUGUUUGGGAAGUUCUUGAAGGUGGUCUAAAGAGUAAAAUAGAAAUCCAAUGGUCAGAUAUUAUGGCUCUGAAGGCGCAUUGUCCUGAUAAUGGACCUAGUUCAUUUAAUGUCGUGCUGGCUAGACAGCCCCUUUUCUUCAGGGAGACCAACCCUCAGCCUAGAAAGCAUACCUUAUGGCAGGCAGCGGCAGAUUUUACGGAUGGGCAGGCUAGCAUACAAAGGCAACAUUUUCUGCAAUGCCCACAAGGGUUGUUAAACAAGCAUUUUGAAAAGCUUAUUCAGUGUGAUAUGCGCCUUAACUUCUUAAGCCAACAGCCAGAGAUAGUUUUGGAUUCACCAUACUUUGAACCACGGUCUUCUGUUUUUGAAGACCCAGAAGAAUCUAAAGACCAUAGUUUUGAUCAAGUGGAUAGUCGCAGGGCAUCUAUGUCUGGUUUCCAGGAUGUAGCAUCACCAACUGCUACGCAAUCAUCUUCAUUGAAGAUUGAGCAAAAACAGGAUUCUGCUGGUAUGGUAUCGGAAAAUCGCUUACGGGAAGCUCCUUCCCCCAGUUCAGUGAUGGACACUCGUGCAAUUGAAGGUAAUGGAAGUUCUGAAGCGGUUGAUUCCGCAGGUUCAAGAAACUGGAAGGCUGGGCUCCAUCCAUCCAUGUCAAUGAGUGAUAUAGUGAACCAUAUUGGACUUUGUAUUUCAGAACAGAUGACUUCUGGUAAUCUGCCCGCCGCUGAUGAAGGUUCAGGAUAUGAUGAUAUUCUUGAGGACAUUGCUCAGUACCUGCUCAAUGACAAUCAGUUUACUGCUGCUUCUGAUGAGAAAUCCCUCAUGUCAAGGGUCAAUUCUCUGUGUUGCCUUUUGCAGAAGGACUCUGGGACAGUCCAGAAUUCAGCGGGUAAUGGGGAAAGUUGCGCCGAGGGACCUGAUGGUGGAACGGGCAUUCAAGUUAAGCACAACUCUGAACAAAUACAUGAUAAUAAAUAUAGAGCUGAUUUGAAAGUUUCUGACCAGGAUACAAGGGAUGUAUCUGGCAGCAAGCAGGUAUCAGCUAUGUCAAGGAAAGACUCAUUUGGGGACCUCCUGCUUCAUCUCCCUCGAAUUGCAUCCCUCCCAAAGUUCUUGUUUAACAUUUCAGAAGAAGAUGGUGAGAGUUAAUCUAGAUAGUUCUCGUUUAUUAUUCCAAAAUUGCAAGAAUCAGACUAGAUCGCAACCUCUCUCUCUCUCAUUGAAUCAGACUGUCUGUUUAAUAUAAUCUGAUGUCUCCAAUGAAGCGAUUGUCUUCUACUUGAAGCAGGGGGAGUCUUGGGAUUCGGAAAUUUGUUUUGAUGAAGAAUCCUGUUUAAGUCCCAUGUACAAAUCUUUGUAUUAGGCGUUGAAGCUCCUUUGUUACAUGCCUUCUUUAUGUUCUUUGAACAGUGUUUCUCUAUGUAUUUGUACAAUUCUUGCAAAAAAAUCCUUGUAAUUUAUGGUUCUUUGGUGAUUUUCCAGUGGUUUGAUAUGUUUUCUGACUA
Molecule: messenger RNA, 2161 nt
Organism: Alnus glutinosa
Lineage: Eukaryota; Viridiplantae; Streptophyta; Magnoliopsida; Fagales; Betulaceae
Exons: 6
Coding region: 138-1805 (555 amino acids)
Source: RefSeq, a predicted model, not a curated record